AUGAUACUCCUCCGCCGCGGCCUCGACCUUCCCGGGUUUCUUUUCAGUAGUAGUACUACUACUCCUGAUCUACCGCAGUCAUGCAACAACAACAACAACAACACCACCACCCCUCCAGAUCCUCCCCACGUCAACCCUCGUCGCUCGCCUGUUUGCCCUACCUCCGACCUCGAAUGCCGCUAUGUGCGCUCUCGACGCGGAAUGCGCAGCAAACCCGACAAUCCGCCGUCACCCUUAUUCAACCAUCACGACGUGCCUUUGUUCGACGCCGAUGCUUUCUCCAAUUGGCUCAAUAGCACCCCCCUGCCUCCGGACCUGGAUGCAGGCGAAGCCUUGUUCCAGUCCCUCGGCUCGCCUCAGACCUUCGACAUGCCCAGCUUAACAGACGAUGCCAUGAGUUGGCCCGAACCCGAGCAGCUGUCCACCCCGGGGGUGGCUUACGACCCCAUGAUCCAGCUGUAUUACCAGAAUUUCCACCGGUCGCACCCCCUGCUGGUCCCGCGGAAGGCGCUGGCGUCGCCUCUGGCGGAUCGCAUUCCGUCCUACCUGCUGUUCAUCAUGCGCUACGUCGGCGCUCACUUCUACCCCGAUCCGGCCUUCAAGGAAGAGUUUCGCGCGCAGGCCUACGCCGUCUUCGCGGAUUCCACCCUGCGAGACGGGUUCAAGGUGCAAGGCAUGCUGCUGCUAGCCAUUGUGGAGCAUGCGCACGGCCAGGAUGACAGUGCCCAUCGAUCCAUGCAGGCGGCCAUUGACCUCGCCUUGGAUCUGGGCAUGCAUCGCUCCGGCUUUGCCGUGGAGAACUCCGAGGGCGACUUCCUGAUGGAGGAGAGCUGGUGCCGGACGUUUUGGGAACUCUACGUCGUUGACGGCUUAUUGGCCACCAUGCGAGACCAGAGUUCGUUUCGACUCUGCCGUCAACGGACGGAUGUUCGAUUACCCUGUGCGGAAGAUGCUUUUAGCUCGGGGAUCGCCCCGAUGUCGAUACGACAGACCCUCAACGAUCUCGAACGCAAUUGGUCCCUCGGACAGGGCAACUGCCCGUCGUCCUUUGCCUAUCGCAUCCAUGCCAUCCAAAACCUCGGGAAAGUCAUGGAUGUGAACCGCUCGCUCGAUAUAGAUCUCGAAGCCCGCGUGCAGACCGUCGACGCCAGCCUCGUGUCAUCCUUGAUGCGACUCCCUUCAUCUCAAGGGUCCGGAUACGACAGUUCCGAUUUUGACGAACUAUUAUUCCAGGCAGAAAUGAUCACCUAUAUCGGGAUGAUCUACCUCCACCACCCCCGUUCCAGCAUGCGCUUCGCCUCCUUCAGCAACCGCACCUCAUGCACACGCCUCAAAGCCGCCCGGGAUGCCUCGCAUUCCGGCUCCGCCGACCUCGACCUCCACUCACAGAAGUUUCUUCGCGCCGCAGACCUGCUCUCGAACCUCGCCACCCUGCCGAAUCCCAUUCAAGGCCGCACGCCGUUUUUCACGUGUGCGCUGGCCAUCUGCAUCGUGGUGCACACCGCGGCGUGCAUGGUGGUGCCGUCCGCGGGGAAGGUCGAGUCCCUGAAGGCGAGAAUCCAGCUGGGUGUGGGCGGGUUGAAUGUCCUGGGGAAGGUGUGGCCGUUGGCGAAGACGGUGAGGGGGCAGAUGGUCGAUAUGUAUCAGGAGGUGGGGCUGCGAUGA
Messenger RNA from Aspergillus affinis, 1665 nucleotides. Its product is annotated as fungal specific transcription factor domain-containing protein. NCBI's taxonomy places the organism in Eukaryota, Fungi, Ascomycota, Eurotiomycetes, Eurotiales, Aspergillaceae. The record is from RefSeq and is a predicted model, not a curated record. Gene Ontology annotation, biological process: DNA-templated transcription. The transcript has 5 exons. Gene Ontology annotation, molecular function: DNA binding; zinc ion binding. The coding region runs from base 1 to 1665 and encodes 554 amino acids.